This is a messenger RNA of Betta splendens (Siamese fighting fish), 1670 nucleotides long. RefSeq names its product tubulin alpha 5 (gene tuba5). The coding region runs from base 139 to 1491 and encodes 450 amino acids. Gene Ontology annotation, molecular function: GTP binding; structural constituent of cytoskeleton. Gene Ontology annotation, cellular component: microtubule; cytoplasm. Lineage: Eukaryota; Metazoa; Chordata; Actinopteri; Anabantiformes; Osphronemidae. The record is from RefSeq and is a predicted model, not a curated record. The transcript is spliced from 5 exons. Gene Ontology annotation, biological process: mitotic cell cycle; microtubule cytoskeleton organization.
GCUCUGACAGACUUUGGGGUUGUGCAUGAACAUAGAUCAGGCAGAUCUGUACUGUUGAAAACACUCUUCACAGGGCGCUGCAGUGGAUAUACGGGCUCCAUCUAGCCAGACUAUAAACCAACUAUCACCCAGAGCAGCAUGAGAGAGUGCAUCUCUAUUCAUGUGGGCCAGGCAGGUGUCCAGACAGGAAAUGCCUGCUGGGAGCUUUUCUGCCUUGAACACGGCGUCGGUCCUGAUGGGGUGUUUCUGGAUCAACCCACAGAACCAAACUCUAGAGAAGAUCCAUUCAACACUUUCUUUAAUACUGGGAGCUUUGGGCGUCACGUUCCACGAGCAAUCUAUGUAGACCUGGAGCCCACAGUGAUUGAUGAAGUGAGGGUUGGCAAGUACAAAGAACUCUUUCACCCUGAACAGCUGAUCUCUGGAAAGGAGGAUGCCGCCAACAACUACGCUCGCGGCCAUUACACUGUCGGGAAAGAAAUAAUUGAUGGAGUCAUGGAGCGUGUUCGUAAAAUGACAGACCAGUGCACGGGCCUGCAGGGGUUUCUUGUCUUUCACAGCUUUGGGGGCGGUACCGGCUCCGGCUUCACCUCUUUGCUGAUGGAGCGUCUGUCACUGGAUUACGGAAAGAAGUCCAAGCUGGAGUUCGCCGUCUACCCAGCUCCACAGGUGUCCACUGCUGUGGUGGAGCCCUACAACGCCAUCCUGACCACCCACACCACCCUGGAGCACUCCGACUGUGCCUUCAUGGUGGAUAAUGAGGCCAUCUACGACAUCUGUCGGCGCAACAUGGACAUCGAGAGUCCUGGUUACAUCAACCUCAACAGGCUGAUCAGUCAGAUCGUCUCCUCAAUCACAGCCUCCCUUCGUUUCGACGGCGCCCUCAAUGUCGAUCUAACGGAGUUCCAAACCAACCUGGUCCCGUUUCCACGCAUCCACUUCCCGUUGGUGACCUAUUCGCCCAUCAUCUCUGCUGAAAAGGCUUACCAUGAGCAGCUGACUGUGUCCGAGAUCACAAGUGCCUGCUUCGAGCCGACCAAUCAGAUGGUGAAGUGCGACCCUCGCCAUGGCAAAUACAUGGCCUGCUGCGUCCUGUACCGAGGCGACGUCGUUCCUAAAGAUGUGAAUGCGGCAAUUGCGAGUAUAAAGACCAGACGCUCCAUUCAGUUUGUUGACUGGUGCCCCACUGGUUUCAAGGUGGGCAUUAAUUACCAACCUCCAACUGCAGUUCCUGGGGGAGAUCUGGCCAAGGUCCAGAGGGCUGUGUGCAUGCUGAGCAACACCACUGCCAUUGCAGAGGCCUGGGCUCGUCUUGACCACAAGUUCGACCUCAUGUAUGCUAAGCGAGCAUUUGUCCACUGGUACGUGGGUGAGGGCAUGGAGGAGGGAGAGUUUGCAGAGGCCAGAGAGGACCUGGCGUGUCUGGAAAAGGAUUAUGAGGAGCUGGGUCAAAUGAACCCUGAUUCAGAGGACGACGACCAAGAAUACUGAAGCCUGUGAAGCCUUUGGGCUGUAACGCUGUAUCGAUUCUGUAUCUGCGUAUUUUCUUAGUUAGAAUUAAACAAACAAAUGAUUUUUCUCAACCAAUCAUGUGUUCUGUGUUACAGUAGUAGUCAACUGGUCUACAAAGAUGUCAGACAACCAAAUAAAUGAAUCCAAUUAUAAAAUGA